Molecule: messenger RNA, 648 nt
Organism: Brassica napus (rape)
Lineage: Eukaryota; Viridiplantae; Streptophyta; Magnoliopsida; Brassicales; Brassicaceae
Exons: 2
Coding region: 1-648 (215 amino acids)
Source: RefSeq, a predicted model, not a curated record
AUGGUGUUACUUCCAAAGGCUAGAAUUGAUUGGAAGAAUCUUAGAUUCUUGGAUUAUAAGUCGGUGGAUGAGUACAAUUCAAUCUUAUUUAAGACGGUCUCGAUGCUGAGACUUUAUGGUGAAGUAGUAACCGAAGAAGAGUUACUUGAGAAGACUUACUCUACAUUUCAUUCAUCGAAUGUGAUACUGCAACAGCAGUACAGAAUGAAAGGCUUCACCACAUAUACUGAUCUGAUCUCGUGCCUACUUCUGGCCGAGACAAACAAUGAGCUCCUGAUGAAGAACAGUGAAGCUAGACCUGUUGGAACAACACCAUUACCGGAAGCUAAUGAGGUUGAAAAGAAAGAACCCAACGAGUGCAAUUACGUCCAAAACAAUAAGAGAUCACACGGCAAUGGCCGUGGUGGUUACAAGGGGCGUGGCAGUGACAAUUGCUCAAACAGCCGAGACAACUACUCGACCGGCCGGAAAGGAAACCACAAUAACUGUGGUCGUGGUUCCAAUUAUGGCCGUUGCCGAGAAAGUCUAAAGAACAAGAACCCGAAGGCUCACAUGGUUCAUGAUUCUGGAUAUGAGGCCGAUAAUGAUUCCGACAUUGCUAAAGAUGUCCAGAUGAACUUUGAGACUUCUGAUUGUCUCAAGGACUAA